This is a messenger RNA of Poeciliopsis prolifica (blackstripe livebearer), 3586 nucleotides long. RefSeq names its product brain enriched myelin associated protein 1 (gene bcas1). The transcript has 15 exons. Gene Ontology annotation, biological process: myelination. The coding region runs from base 125 to 1687 and encodes 520 amino acids. The record is from RefSeq and is a predicted model, not a curated record. NCBI's taxonomy places the organism in Eukaryota, Metazoa, Chordata, Actinopteri, Cyprinodontiformes, Poeciliidae.
CAGCAAGACUGGAGGAGGAGUGCAUCCAUCUCUCUGACAGGCAUAUAUUCUUUUUUUUCUGGAGUCAUUUGAUCUACAGGAGUGUCACAAGAAGAAAGGGUGGCAAACUCAGCCUGGGACCAUCAUGGGAAAUGAACAGUCAGCUUCUGAAGAAGUAACUGAGAAUGGGAUAAUUCCAGAAAAACAUGAAAAUGGAUCAGUGAAUGGCAUCUCUGCAAGCAUCACACUCAAUGGAUUGGAGGCUGAUGUCAAGAGUGACGUCACAGUUCAUCAGAACGGCAAGCUGCAGUCUCCAAAACUUGAGACAAAAGCUGAACUGGAUAAUGUGACACCUGAACCAGAGCUAGAACCGGCUCCGACUGAAAGUGUGUCUGAAACCACUGACUCUCCACCAACUGACACGGAACCAGUCAAGAAACACAAAGAGAAAAGUCAUGGUUUUGGCAAAUUCUUCAAAAAGAAAGACCGUAAAGUGGAAGAGAAAACUGAGGUUCUGGAAAAGGAAACCAUCUCCAGUGAGGAGCAACUGGAUGCAAGUCAGCUUCACAUUGAGCCUCAGCAGGAGACGGCAAACGUAAAGCAAGAGUCGGAACCUGUGACCGAGCCAGAGGUCGGAGCGACUACAGAGUCGAGUCCAGAGGAACAGACAGUUCCUGAAAGCGAGAACAGAAACGAACAACCUGAGGAGAAUCCAGUUAUGAACUUCUUCAAAACACUAGUUACUCCCACAAAAACACCUAAAAAGGAAACAGCUGCUCCCGAUACUGCAAAAGAUCAGUCCCAGAAGGAGACCGCACCUGCAGAACCCACCACUGUUGCACAGACAUUAGAACAGUCUGCGGCACCCAAAGGAAUGCCUGCUCCACCCCCGCCACCCCCAGAGCCUCCGAGACUGGAGACCAAAGGAGAACCAGCUGCCAAAGCUGCAAAGCCAACACAAAAAGAAGAACCAAAAACUUCUGCAAAAGAACCCGAGUCUGCAAAAGGAAAAUCCACAAAAGAUGCUUUGAGUAAAUUCUUCCGACCAAAGACUAUCAAGGAGGAAACACAAGCUAUUGAAGUAGAGGUACAGCCAGUUGUAGAAGUACAGGAGACAGCAGUGGAGGCACCAGAGCAUGUUGUAGAAGUGCAGGUUGAAUCUCAGCAAGCUGCUGUGGAAGUGAGCAACCAUGUUGGACAAGAGGAGAAGGUGGAUCCUUCCAAAGCUGGCACACUGGAGGCAGCAGCGAAGCCGGAACCACCUCCACCAGUUCAGGAGGAAAAGAAACUAACCUCCAAACCAUCUUUCAUGUCUCUCUUCAAGCCCAAAGUACUGUUAGAUACCAUGACCACAAAAGUCCAAGCAGCCUCCACAAGUGGAGUUCGGCUCCUCAAGAAAUCAACUGGCCUGGCUGCUGACCCCAAACAGACAACUCCCACCCCGCCCGCUCCCGCAGAGUCGCCUCAGCCUGCUAAAGCCAAGGAGGAACCCAAAGCUGUGGCCAAGUCAGAGGCAGUUGUAGAUAGCAAGCUGGUGGCAGCCGCCUCUCCGGCUGGAGACGAUGCUGCGAGUCAGCCCAAAAAACUGGAGAAGAGGAACUCCAUCCAGCUGUUCUUCAAAAAUCUGGGUCAGAAACGCCACUCUACAGAUGCUGGGGUCCAGACAGAACCAGCAACUGCUGCUACAGCAUCUGAGAAAACCAAAUGAACCCUUUAAGUUUCCCUGUACAGAACCCCCUGGCUGUCCCUUCCCUUCCCUUCCCUUGCUCUUACUUUGUCUUUGUGUCUGUCAUAUUUUGUCAUCAUAUUAACUACAUUUUUAGAUGUUGCAAUAUGAAAAGGAUUGCUUUUAAAAUGAUUCAGGAAUGAAUCGCAUGUGGGUAAAUGAGGAAAAGGAGAAACGGUGCCUAUAAAAUACUCUACCCAACCUCCUAAAAUGGCAUGUUUAUGGUGAUGUAAAAAAAAAUGGUUCAAAACACUUCAGAUCUAUUCCCACCUUUAACACCAACUAUAAGUUGUGCAUCUCUGAUCAAAGGCAACCCACAGUAGCUUAAAGCAAAAGCUGUAACAAUAAUAAUAAUAAUAAUGCACUCUUUCAAACAAGGUUUGUGCUUUUUCCACAGACUCAAUAUUAGCCGGGACAGACCUCUCAUCAUGUCACAUACCUCUGAUUAACGCAAAUAUAAUUCAGCUGUUCUGUUCCUGACAUCUCUUUAGUCACAGCUUCCAGUAACAGUCACACUCUCCUGGGGGUUUGAAUUAAACAGAAUUAUGAGGCACUAGAUGUACUAUGGAAUAAAGUUAUUGUGGUAUAUUUGAAGAAAGUCAAUCCAUCAUCAUCAAUUUGAAAAAAUGUUGUGUAACAGUGAAGAUAGUACGAAGAUUUGGGCAUCCCUCCAAGAUUGAUAAAAAGACAAAUCUGACCAGGUUUAUAGCAACAUUAAAUGAGCUGCAAGAAUUUCUGUCAAGUACAACCUAUACCUCACACAACACAGCAAUCCCAUAUAUUCGCAAAAGGUUUUUAUUAUUUAGAAUUAACAUCCAAGUCUGGCUGAAAGUUCCAAAAAACAUUUAAAGUUUCCUAAAAUUGUGCAGGAAACUAUGACCAAACACCAUCCACAGUGAAGCACAGUGGUGACAGCAUCAUACUUUGGGACUGUUUUUCUUCAACUGGAACAAGGGAGUUAUGAACGAUUUCACAAAUUAGUUAAUGAUGUAUCAAAACCUUCAGGGUUCUGGUAACAAACUAAUCAACUUACUACUACUGGAAUAAAGCAUGAAAGUGAGCACACUUAUGUAAUAUUUUAAGUUCAUUAUAUAAAAAUGUGCCUUCAUUUGAGUUGUAGUUUCACUAAAGGUGGAAACAUAUCUGACAUUAAUUAUUUGAGUUUUUUUGGGGUUAUUUUACAUCUCCCAAACCUGGCAUUUGAUAUGGUUUGCAGGCUUUUUACAUUCACCUUAAGGCAAUGUGAAAUGGAGAUAUUAUGGCAUCUUCACUGAAAUUUAUAUUUUUGAUCAUAAAAACACAUUGAGUAGUGUAGCAGUGUGAGUGAAAUCUUUUCUACAAACUUUCACGACUAGUCUGACUUCUCCACGUUUUUGUUCUAACAUAUUGGGCUUUUGCAAUAUAUAGUCAUGUGUUUUGCUUUCAGUAUCUAAUUCCUGUGCUAAAAUCAAAGUAGCGAUGCCGUGUGGGUUAUGUUAUGACAUCCAGGCACUUCUGUAACUGGAGUGGUUCCAACAAAAUUGAAAUGAAAGAUAUGUGGAAUUAUGGAGAGAAAAAAAAUCAACAGCUUAAUUAAACAGCAUGUACAAGCACAAAUAUAAAUAUAGCGUAGCAUUGAAAUAUUGGGUCAUACAAGAAAUGAUGCCAAGGGAAAAUCUUUGUUUUUCACUUGGAAUCUGAUUGUAAAUACCAAUGUUAACAAAUACACUGGGGAUGGCAAAGUCUUGUCCACAUCUGUCCUUUUGCAUCCUGUCAUUUAGUCUAAGCCUUAUUAUAGUGUUCGUCAUUUUUUUGUCGCAUGUACAAUUAACUUGCUUUUGAUUGGUUACAUGCAUGUGUAACUUUUGUCAUCUCAGAGACAAUAAACAUAUUCAUCCUUCA